This is a messenger RNA of Selaginella moellendorffii, 2508 nucleotides long. Its product is annotated as pentatricopeptide repeat-containing protein At4g33170-like. Gene Ontology annotation, molecular function: protein binding; zinc ion binding; RNA binding. Gene Ontology annotation, biological process: RNA modification. Lineage: Eukaryota; Viridiplantae; Streptophyta; Lycopodiopsida; Selaginellales; Selaginellaceae. The record is from RefSeq and is a predicted model, not a curated record. The transcript has 2 exons. The coding region runs from base 363 to 2471 and encodes 702 amino acids.
AUUCACGCGGAUGUGUUUGAGCAAGAUCGUCCCGGACAGAGAGAGCUUCCUCCUGGCGCUGGAUUCCAGCCCCGGGCUCAAGGAUUGCAAGAUGAUCCACGCGCUGCUGGUGAGGAACCGGGUGGAAAUCUCCGACGCCAUCCGCGAGAAGCUGGUUGCUGCCUAUGGAUCGAGCCGGCCGGGGCGAGAUGGGCAGAGGGCGAUGGCGAAGAUCCACGAGAGAAUCCUUGGCUGGGAUAGGGAGAAGCGCGAGGAGGAGAGCUACGUCUUUAGCUUCUUCGACUUCCAGGACUAAGUCUCGGGUUCGAAUCGCCAGGCGCGGGGCCAGGGUUUAUGAAGAACCCUAAGGGUUUUUCCUCGCGAUGAAACGAGCGCGAUCGACUGCUGCUGGGCUGCUGGGGCGAUUUCUCCGGCAGUGCCAGCAGCAGCAGGGAUCGAGAGGGGUCUCGACUGGGCCAGAAAUUCUCUCUAGUCCACUGAUCUCGACUUUUCUUCCUGGAGUGAAGUAUGGCACCGCGAAUGUCCUGGCGGAGCAGUACAGGAUCCAGUCCCAGACCGCGGGAAGCAAGCUGGAUCAUCUGGGUGAUCGACUGGAGGCGUUUCUUCGAGCUCCAAGCAGCGAUGUGGUCUCCUGGACGAAAAUUCUGGCAGCUUGCAACGAGCACAGGGACUACAUUGGAGCUCUGGACCUCUUCGAUCGGAUGCGCGAGCAAGGCGUGGUGCCGGACAGGAUUUGCUUCGUGACGGUGCUCGACUCGGUGAUCGGGCUGGGAGAUAUCGCGCAGGGGAAGAGAAUCCACUCGAUGGUACUGGAUCGCGAGCUCGAGAGAGAUUCGAUGGUCGGGACCGCGGUGGUGAAGAUGUACGCCAGGAUCGGAAGCAUCCAGGACGCUUGCCGGGCGUUUGAUCGGAUCGACCAGCCGGGAGUGGCGGCAUGGACUGUUCUCGUUGGAGCUUACUGCCGGCUGGGGAGCUUCAACAGCGUGAUGCAAAUCCUGGAGAGGAUGGAGGCCGAGGGAGUGAAGCCCAACGAGGUGACGUUCAUCACCAUCCUGGAUACUUGCAAGAACCUCGCGCUGGAAGAUGGCAAGAAGAUCCAGGCGCUGGCGAGCGAGCAGCAGCAGCGCAGCCUGGACGCCAGCGCCAGGAUCGGCACUGCAGUGAUCGGGAUGUUCUCGCGGUUCUCGAGCAUGAUCCUGGCGAGGGAGGCGUUCGACAAGAUCUCGCAGAAGAGCGUCGCGGCUUACACGGCGAUGAUCGCCGGCUACGCGAACAACAAGCAGCCGAGGGAGGCGUUGGCGAUCUUCCAGGAGAUGAUCCGGAGGAGGGUGGCGGCGGACAAUCUCGUUCUCGCGGUGGCGAUCAGCGCCUGCGCGAGCAUCCCCGAUCUAGAGGAAGGGAAAGCUCUCCACUGCUCGGCGAUGGAUCUUGGCCUCCACCGCGACGACGUUGUGAGGACCGCGCUGGUGGACAUGUACUCGCGGUGUGGAUCCAUGGAGGACGCGAGCGCGGUGUUUGGCGAGAUCGAGAGGCCGGAUACAGUAGCGUGGUCGGCGAUGAUCGCCGCGCUGGGGCGGCACGGCGAUCCUCGCGGCGCGGUGGCGAUGGCGGCGAGGAUGCAGCAGGAUGGGUGGCGGCCCAGCGGCGCGACGAUGGUGGGCGUGCUGGCGGCGUGCGCGCACGCCGGGAUGAUCGAGGAGGCGGUGAAGUUCUUCGUGGAUAUGGCGGUGGAUCACGGGCUGGCGCGCGAGAGGGAGCACAUUGGCUGCCUGGCGGACGCGCUGGGGAGGAGAGGAGAGCUCGCGCUGGCGGAGGAGCUCAUCCGGGCGAUGGCAGCGGAGGAGUGGGACGAGAGGAUCUGGCACUCGCUGCUGGGGAAUUGCCGGAGCUACAACGACAUGGAGCGCGCGAAUCGCUGCGCGGACGUGAUCAUGCGGCUGGAUCCAAAGACUGAUCCUCUGGGCGGUGGCGGGAUGAUCACUGGCGGAAGAGCUCCCGCGAGGUGGGAGGAUGCCAAGCGAGUGAGGAAGCUCAUCGCGGCGAGGGCGAUCAAGAAGGAGCCCGGGAAGAGCAUGAUCAGCGUCAAGAACAACGUUCGUGGCUUCGUCGCGGGCGAUCGAUCGCAUCCUCACACCAAGGAAACGUAUGAGGAGGUCCACAGGCUCACCGAUCUGAUCAAGAAGGAGGGAUACAUCCCCGACACGAGGUAUGUUCUUCACGAUGUUCCGGAGGAUCAGAAGGAGAGAUUGCUGUGGUAUCACUCCGAGAGGCUGGCGAUCGCGUAUGGAUCGAUCACGACGCCGCCAGGGACGGCGCUGAGGAUCAUCAAGAACUUGCGAGUUUGCGGCGAUUGUCACACCGCGACGAAGCUCUUUGCGAAAGUGAUGCAACGGGAGAUCAUCGUGAGGGAUAACAGGAGGUUUCAUCACUUUGCGAAGGAUGGGACGUGUUCUUGCGGAGAUUAUUGGUAGCCUAAAGGUUAUAAGAUCUUUCUAUUUGAAACUCCCA